CGAAUUGUUCAAGAGAAGCAAGGAUAAGUGCAAGGAGUUGUUCGAUUCGUGAACCAGUUUCCUCGAGCUUGCGCAUCACGCGCCGCUUCGCAAGCGCGGAAUCCUGCGAGAUACGAAAGUUCACAGCAAGGAUCGUCCAGUGUGGAUCUACCCUUCGCAGACUUCGCGAUACAACCCCAUAAACCCCCUCCAAAAAAUUGAGAUAAACCUCGAUAUAAAAUCCUCGUCGAAUAACGAAGCUCAGAAGAGUUUACUCGCUGGAUCACUUCGUAGGGAGAUUCAAAGAGGAUUUAAUCACGUUGACGAUGAUGCUGUUCCUGUUGAUCGCUCUCACAGGCAUCCACUCGGGUUGGUCUCGGCACGAUUCCUCGAUCGAGAAUACGGCUGUGAGCACAGUGCACACGGUUCCGCUUGGCUCGGAAGCGACCUUCCACUGGAGAGUGGAUCUAGUGAAGGAACGGGUGAUCGUCGAGGUCCAUUACGUCGGCAACGAGAGCUGCUGGUUCGCGAUCGGAUUUUCUGAUUAUGGAGAACUGAAGCCGGCUGAUUAUUGUGUCUUAUGGUCUGACUGGCAUCAACAAACUCAUCUUCAAGACUCGUGGGCGGACGUCGACGGAAAAUUACAUCUGGACACCCAGCAGGAUUGCGACAGUUUUGCGUGGAAACGACGCGGUAACAUCACGAAAUUCACGUUCUCCCGCAAGUUUGACACAUGCGACGAGCAUGAUUACAUUAUCGAGAGAGGCACCACGCAUCUGGUAUGGCUUCGCGGUCGCGGACCGCUGUCCUCUCUGGCCGGUCUCGAGAUAUCGGAUGCGAAGGCAUCUGGCAUGUCCCGCACAGAAUUACACAGAAUAUCCCAUAAGAAGCCUAAAUUCCCGACAAAUGCCUGGCAGCUCGAGUUACUCGCCUAUCGGGUUCAAGUGCCGAAGGUGGAGACGACUUAUUGGUGUCGCGUGCAUAAAUUACCAUCAGUAUUGAGUCGAAAGCAUCACAUCCUGCAAUUUGGUCCCGCUAUUCAAGCAGGUAAUGAACAUCUUGUACAUCAUAUGGAAGUCUUUCAUUGCGCUGGACCUGUCGAUCUGGAAAUACCCAUGUACGAUGGACCCUGCGACGGAGCGGACAGACCCGAAAAAACGCAGAUCUGCAAAAAAGUGUUGGCAGCAUGGGCGAUGGGUGCCGAUGCGUUUGUGUACCCGGAGGAGGCCGGUCUGUCCAUUGGCGGGGCCGAUUUUAAUCCACAUGUUAUGUUGGAGGUACAUUACAACAAUCCUGAGUUGCACCAGGGCGUUAUCGACUCUUCCGGUAUUAGAUUCGUCCUCACCGAAACUCUCAGAAAGUACGAUGCCGGUGUGAUCGAGCUUGGCCUCGAGUACACUGAUAAGAUGGCCAUACCUCCGCAACAGGAAGCUUUCACACUAUCCGGUCACUGCAUAGCGGAGUGCACCGGAGUCGGAUUGCCCCAAAGUGGUAUUCACAUUUUCGGCUCUCAGCUGCACACGCAUCUGACGGGUACCAGAGUCAUCACUCGUCAUGUGAGAGACGGCGAGGAGUUACCGCCGUUGAAUUAUGACAAUCAUUAUUCCACCCAUUUCCAGGAAAUCAGAUUGCUGCCGAAACCGGUGACCGUCCUGCCCGGGGAUUCCCUGAUAACGACUUGUACCUACAACACUAUGAAACGAGAUAACGUGACUCUCGGUGGCUUCGCUAUCUCCGACGAGAUGUGUGUUAAUUACAUCCAUUAUUAUCCCAACACGCAAUUAGAGGUAUGUAAGAGUGCCAUAAGCGACGAUGCUCUACGGACAUACUUCCGUUAUAUGCGAGAGUGGGAAAAUCAAGAGACCAGUAUGGAAAAGGGCAUUUCCGCCAAUUACAAGAGCAUUGAGUGGACCAAGGUUCGCGUGGAAGCUCUUCACGAUCUCUACAAAGCUGCACCCUUAGGGAUGCAGUGUAACGGCUCUGAUGGUUCCCGAUUACCUGGCUUGUGGGACAAUAUCGCAGCGACACCCGUCAGAUUGCCUCUUUCACCGCCAGCCAGAGAUUGCUUGGAACCUUUGGUCCAGCGAGACAUCUCAGAUCAGAUGUGAAUAUCGAUUAGUCUCUAAUGAAAAUUCGUUAUUUCGAUCAUUUCACUGUGCGAAUAUUCCAAAAGAACAAAAAAGUAAUUAAAAUUCUAAUCCAAAGCAUAUCAAACUUAACAUUACUUAUUGCUUCUCCGAAAUCUACGUAAUGUUUAUUUUAAACUUGUGUUUCCUUUACUUGACUUAACAAUACUCGAUUAUUAGAUCCAUAAAAAUAAUCUACGAAACUAAAAUUUGACGAUCGAGGCAAAAUGUAAGAAGUCCACAAAGGAUCGACUGAUGUAAAAGUUUAUAAAUCUUCAGUAUAUUUAUACACUUUAAGUGUGUUUCUUCAUUUUUUGGCAGUACAGUACGCAUUUCGCUGCGAACAAGCUUGAUCAAAUCUUGUAACAAACAGUUUACUGUC
Messenger RNA from Pogonomyrmex barbatus (red harvester ant), 2487 nucleotides. RefSeq names its product tyramine beta hydroxylase (gene Tbh). Gene Ontology annotation, molecular function: dopamine beta-monooxygenase activity; copper ion binding. Gene Ontology annotation, cellular component: secretory granule membrane. Gene Ontology annotation, biological process: norepinephrine biosynthetic process; dopamine catabolic process; octopamine biosynthetic process. NCBI's taxonomy places the organism in Eukaryota, Metazoa, Arthropoda, Insecta, Hymenoptera, Formicidae. The record is from RefSeq and is a predicted model, not a curated record.